Messenger RNA from Dendrobium catenatum, 597 nucleotides. Its product is annotated as ABC transporter F family member 5-like. The coding region runs from base 1 to 597 and encodes 198 amino acids. The transcript has a single exon. The record is from RefSeq and is a predicted model, not a curated record. Gene Ontology annotation, molecular function: ATP hydrolysis activity; ATP binding. NCBI's taxonomy places the organism in Eukaryota, Viridiplantae, Streptophyta, Magnoliopsida, Asparagales, Orchidaceae.
AUGGCGGGCUUUAGUGGCAUAGAUGUUAGCUUUUGUCCUAGGACUCCGGCAGUGGCCGUCGAAACCGUGGAGACGGAGACUGAUGCUGUAGCGGAGGACAUUGAGUUCCUCUUGUCGGAGAGUUCAACCAACAAAGGGUCAAAGAAAUUGGUGAAGAAGUCGAGCAGCGGGGCGUCGAGCGUAUCAUCAGGGAUUAAAUUAGAAAACAUCAGUAAGAGCUUCAAAGGCGUCACCGUGCUCAAGGACGUGAGCUGGGAGGUGAAGAAAGGGGAAAAGGUUGGGUUGGUUGGCGUUAAUGGCGCCGGCAAGACGACUCAACUAAGGAUAAUCGCGGGUUUGGACGAGCCGGAUGCAGGGAAUUUGGUGAAGGCCAAGGAAAACAUGAAGAUUUCUUUUUUGAGCCAGGAAUUUGAGGUCUGCCUAAACAGGGUACUGAAAGAGGAGUUCUUGAGCGCAUUUAAGGAGGAGAUGGAGAUAUCUGAGAGGCUGGAGAAGGUGCAAAAGGCGAUGUAUGUAAAAUAUGAAGCGGAGAAGCGGAGAAGAGACGGAGUGAGAGGGAGUGGUAUUUUUGAGGUUAAGUUUGCAUUUGAGUGGUAG